CCCCACACAAGAAGAAGACAGUGUCCUUCAGCUCCAUGCCCAAUGACCGCAAGAUCAACAGCACAGCUGCCUGCAUCUCCCUGAUGCUGGAGGGCUGCGAGCUGAAGAAGGUGCGCUCCAACUCCCGCAUGUACAGCCGCUUCUUCGUGCUGGACGCCGACAUGCGCUCCGUGCGCUGGGAGCCCUCCAAGAAGGACUCAGAGAAGGCCAAGAUUGAGAUCAAAUCGGUCAAAGAGGUGAGGGUGGGCAAGAAGACGCCAGUCCUGCGCAGCAAUGGGCUCUCUGACCAGUUCCCCGACGAGUGCGCCUUCUCCAUCAUCUACGGGGACAACUACGAGUCCCUGGACCUGGUGGCCAGCUCGGCAGAUGUGGUGAGUGCCUGGGUGAUGGGGCUGCGCUAUCUGGUGUCCUAUGGGAAGCACAGCCCUGAGGCACCUGGGACUGGCCACCCCAGCCUCCGGACGUCCUGGAUCUCCUCUGUCUUUGACCUGGCUGACCUGGAGAAGUCUGGCCGCAUCCCCGUGUCCCGGGCCGUGCAGCUGAUCAAAGCACUCAACCCUGGCAUGAAGACGUCCACCAUCGAGCUGAAGUUCAAGGAGCUGCAGAAGGCCAGCGAGCGUCCUGGCACGGAGGUGGCCUGUGACCUCUUUGUGGAGGCGUACUGCGAGCUCUGCACCCGCCCUGAGAUCUUUUUCCUGCUGGUCCAGUUCUCCAGCAACAAGGAAUACCUGGGUGUGAAGGACCUGCUGAUGUUCCUGGAGGUGGAGCAGGGCAUGGAGGGGGUGACAGAGGAGAAGUGCUUGGAGAUCGUCAGCAAGUACGAGCCCUCCAAGGAGGGCCGGGAGAAGGGCUACCUGGCCAUCGAUGGCUUCACACGUUACCUGCUCUCUGCUGACUGCUCCAUCUUCGACCCCCAGCACCGCAAGGUCUGCCAGGACAUGGCUCAGCCCCUCUCCCACUACUACAUUAGCUCUGCCCACAGCGCCUGCCUGCUGGAGGACAACUUCUGGGGCCGCUCAGACAUCAGUGGCUACAUCAGUGCCCUGGGCUUGGGCUGCCGCAGCAUUGAGCUGGUGCUGUGGGAUGGCCCCGAGGGUGAGCCUGUGGUCUACACCAGCCCCUCGGCUGCCUCCUGCGUGCCCUUCCGUGCCGUGGUGGGGCUGAUCGACCAGCACGCCUUCACUGCCUCCGCCUACCCCCUCAUCCUGUGCCUGGUGGUGCGCUGCUCGGCCCCCCAGCAGCGGCUCGCCGCCCAGUGCCUGCGCAAGACCCUCGGCGAGAAGCUGUACCUGGAGCCCCCCAACCCCGUGGCCUCGUACCUGCCCUCCCCGGAGGAGCUCAAGGGCCGCAUCCUCAUCAAGGGCAAGAAGCUGCCGCCCACCUGCGAGGACAGCGAGGGGGAGGUGUCGGACGAGGAGGAAGGCUGGGAGCUGGCGCGGAGAUUGGGCCAGGAGGACCGGGAGGCACCGGAGGGAGGCGGCCUGAGGCGGGUGCGCCUCAGCCGUGAGCUCUCGGAGCUGGUGAGCCUCUGCCAGGCUGUGCCCUUCCAGGACUUUGAGAGCUCCAGGCGUGGGCAGCGCUACUGGGAGAUGUGCUCCUUCAGCGAGGUGGAGGCGGGACGCUUCGCCAACGAGUGUCCGGCCGAGCUGGUCAGCUACAACAAGCGCUUCCUGUCCCGCGUCUACCCCAGCCCCAUGCGCAUCGACGCCAGCAACAUGAACCCCCAGGACUUCUGGAAGUGCGGCUGCCAGAUGGUGGCCAUGAACUACCAGACCCCAGGGCUCAUGAUGGACCUGAAUGCGGGCUGGUUCCGGCAGAACGGCGCCUGUGGCUACGUCCUCCGCCCGGCCAUCAUGCGGGAGGAGGUCUCCUACUUCAGUGCCAACGCCAAGGACUCCCUGCCCGGCGUGCCUGCCCAGCUCCUACACCUCAAGGUCAUCAGCGGGCAGAAUCUCCCCAAGCCCAAGGGCUCGGGGGCCAAGGGGGAGGUGGUGGAGCCCUACGUGUGUGCUGAAAUCCACGGCAUCCCGGCUGACUGCGCCGAGCACCGCACCAAGACCGCCCUGCAGAGCGGGGACAACCCCAUCUUCGAUGAGAGCCUGGAGUUCCAGAUCAACCUGCCGGAGCUGGCCGUGCUGCGCUUCGUCGUGCUGGACGACGACUACAUCGGGGACGAGUUCAUUGCCCAGUACACCAUCCCCUUCGAGUGCCUGCAGCCUGGCUACCGCCACGUCCCCCUCCAGUCGCUGGCCGGGGAGCCCCUGCCCCACGCCACCCUCUUUGUGCACGUGGCCAUCACCGACCGCCGUGGCGGGGGCAAGGGGCACCGCCGGGGGCUGGCGGGGCGCCGGGGCCGCCGGGUGAGGGAGUACACCUCCACCAAGGCCACUGGCAUCAAAGCCAUCGAUGAAGUCUUCAGGACGGCCACCCAGCCGCUGCGGGAGGCCACGGACCUGCGGGAGAAUGUGCAGAAUGCGUUGGUGUCCUUCAAGGAGCUGUGUGGGCUGACACCCGCUGCCAACAUGAAGCAGUGCAUCCUGACGGUGUCCACAUGGCUGCUGCACAGUGACAGCGCGCCCAGCGUCACCCUGAACCUGGCAGAGCAGUACCCACCCAUGGAGGCCCAGGGGCCCAUCCCCGACCUGCUGCGCAAGGUCCUCACUGCCUACGAGACGAUGAUCCAGACCAGCAGGACCCUGAUCGAGUCUGCCGACGCCGUGUACGGGAAGCUCAUCCAGGCACAGCAGGCAGGGAUGGAUUUCCACAAGGAGCUGCACCGCAUCGAGACCAAGGAAGGGCUGCGGGGCCGCAAGCUGCAGAAGGCGCUGGAGAGCUUCGCCUGGAACAUCACUGUCCUCAAGGGCCAGGCUGAUCUCCUCAAGCAGGCCAAGGCGGAGGCUCUGGACAACCUGUGGCAGAUCCACAACGCGGGGCAGUCCUGCGGCAUCGGCAGGAACGGAUCAGCCUCGCCCGAGCCCUCCCGGCUGCAAGCCCCGCUGGAGCCGAUCCCUGAGACAGACGGAGGUGGCGACACAGCGUCCUGCUGACCCCGGUCUGGGGCUCGGGGCCCGGACUGAGCAGCCCUGGCCGCAGGGGCCGGGGGCAGGGAGCCCCAGCCUGCCUGGGCAGUGUCUGUGAG
This is a messenger RNA of Agelaius phoeniceus (red-winged blackbird), 3139 nucleotides long. RefSeq names its product inactive phospholipase C-like protein 2. NCBI's taxonomy places the organism in Eukaryota, Metazoa, Chordata, Aves, Passeriformes, Icteridae. The record is from RefSeq and is a predicted model, not a curated record. Gene Ontology annotation, biological process: release of sequestered calcium ion into cytosol; regulation of synaptic transmission, GABAergic; gamma-aminobutyric acid signaling pathway. Gene Ontology annotation, molecular function: phosphatidylinositol-4,5-bisphosphate phospholipase C activity.